UAUGAUUAUAAAUAUCCAUUUAAAUUAAUUCAUUCAUAAUCACAAUACAGGCACUCACAAAAUUUACAUAUAAACAUGAACAAAAUUUAACUACGAAAUUCAUAAUCACAAUACAGGCCCUCACAAAAUUUACAUAUAAACAUGAACAAAAUUCAUGUACAAUAUGGAAUGUACGAGAAGCUUUAGCCUUCCAUUUUUGACGGGAUUCAUUUUCCCACAUUUGCACUAUCCUCAGUGUUUUUCUCAGAUUUUUAUCCUGUAAUUAAACAGAAAGACUUGUCAUUUGGAUGCUGCUAUUCCCAUGAACUUAAUGACUUAUGAUUUUCACUUGCUUAGGAUAUAAUUCCCUACUCUUUGCAACUUAUGAUUGUAAUGCUAAUUAAUCUUUUCUCCUCGAGUCACUUCUAGACUUUUUUCAUAUGCCCAUCAAGAAAAUAUUUUUCAUUUCUGUCAUUCCCCCUGUCCUAAUCUAUAUAUACAUUUUCCUCCUCUAAGAUUUAUUAUUUUUAUUCAAAUGCAUCCUCCCUUUUUUCCUUACAAGAAAUUUUCAAUUCAAAAAUGGAUUUUUUUUUAAAUAAUAUUUCAGGCAAAAUUCCUAUGAUCAUUUAGAAAUAUCGAGAAAACAUUUAGGAUGGAUACAUAAAUCAAUGAACAGAUGAAAAAUGGAUAAUUCAUUGGGAAGCAGUUUUAUGGCAGCUUUUGCAGUUUCAGGCAGCGUGGUGGUUUUUCUAGCCAUGCAAGUUCAUAAGCGCCUUCUUUCUAAUUUCAUGAAGAAGAUGGAAUUCGAAAUUGGCCAUGCAACAGGAUCCGUGAAAGAUCAAGAAUCUAUGAAGGUGAGAUUUGCUGAUGAUGUGGUAGAGGUAUCAUCAAAAGAUCAAAAGUCACGUCCGAAGAAGCAUCUGCAUAAAGCCAGCAACCGAAACGGUGGUGAAAAUAUAGAUGCGCCGCCCCUCAAUUGGCAAGCAUUGUACAAAGGGAUUUUGCAAUAUAGAAAUCUUAAGGGUUACACUUAAAUCUUCAUAAAAUGAA
Molecule: messenger RNA, 1029 nt
Organism: Olea europaea var. sylvestris
Lineage: Eukaryota; Viridiplantae; Streptophyta; Magnoliopsida; Lamiales; Oleaceae
Exons: 2
Coding region: 663-1013 (116 amino acids)
Source: RefSeq, a predicted model, not a curated record